This is a messenger RNA of Triticum dicoccoides, 876 nucleotides long. RefSeq names its product B3 domain-containing protein Os03g0622100-like. Gene Ontology annotation, molecular function: DNA binding. The record is from RefSeq and is a predicted model, not a curated record. The transcript has 4 exons. NCBI's taxonomy places the organism in Eukaryota, Viridiplantae, Streptophyta, Magnoliopsida, Poales, Poaceae. The coding region runs from base 353 to 802 and encodes 149 amino acids.
GGGACGGCCGGGAGGAGGCGGCUGCUCGCUCGCCGGAUCAUCGGCCGUGGCCGUCGAAAGCUGCGAAUUUGCCGCUUGCCCCCGAAUACGUACGUAUACGUACAGUAGUAAAAUAAAAGUAUACCCAGUUUUGUCGCUGUUAUUACAGGCCAAAUGCCACUCCACCCCUGAACCACUGAACCAGUGCCCCCGAGCUCUGUUCCUUCCUCCCCUGUUUAUUUUCCAUUCGAUCGAGCGCAGCCAAUGGCGAACUAGGGUUUCGGCCCCUCCGCCAACCAACGGCUCCGGCGAGCGACGGACGGGCUUAGCCAGGCCGGAGCGGCGGCGGUUGCAAGAGCAGAGGAGCUGUGCCAUGUGGUGGCGGCAUUACCCCCGCAACCACGUCGGCGAUGACAAGACGCAGUUCGUCGCCGUGGCUACGGGUGGUUUCAGGCACAGCAUGAACAUACCGCAGGAGGUUGGAAAUCAUUUGGGGAGCAUGAUCUCGGAGACCAUCAAACUAGAAGCUCCUAAUGGCAUAUUCCAUAUUGGAGUGUGUAGAAGAAAGACGGGUGAGCUAGUUCUUCGGGCUGGCUGGGAUAAGUUUGUCGCAAUGCAUCACAUAGAAGAAAAUUAUUCUUUUUGGUUUGUGUACCAUGGGAACUCUACCUUUAAGGUUCAUAUAUUCAAUUCUAACGGUCGUGAGAAGGCUACUUUCUGUUCUAAACCACCUUCUGAGAGCUUUGGUGGUGUUCCACCUGCCGCAACUUGCGAUCAUCAUGUGCUGAAUGAACAAGUACCGUCUGUUUCUGGAAAUGUUUAGACCUCAACUGACUCUGGCUAUAGCAUGUUACCUGGCUGCCAUCUAGCACAAGAUGAGACAUUUUUAUAACGCCC